Messenger RNA from Chelonoidis abingdonii (Abingdon island giant tortoise), 1058 nucleotides. It is a transcript of the gene MLNR, whose product is annotated as motilin receptor. Gene Ontology annotation, cellular component: plasma membrane. Gene Ontology annotation, biological process: G protein-coupled receptor signaling pathway. Lineage: Eukaryota; Metazoa; Chordata; Testudines; Testudinidae. Gene Ontology annotation, molecular function: G protein-coupled peptide receptor activity. The record is from RefSeq and is a predicted model, not a curated record.
AUGUCUAAAAUGGGCGAGGCGUGGGCUGGGUCCCCGUGCGACGAGCGCCUCUGCAGCUCCCUGCCGCUGCCCGCGCUCAUCCCGGUCACCGCCGUGUGCCUCGGCCUCUUCGCGGUGGGGGUGGCGGGGAACGUGCUGACCGUGCUGAUCCUGCGGCGCUGCCGGGAGCUGAAGACCACCACCAACCUGUACCUGGGCAGCAUGGCCGUGUCCGACCUGCUCAUCCUGCUGGGGCUGCCCUUCGACCUCUACCGCCUCUGGCGCUCCCGGCCCUGGAUCUUCGGCCAGCUGCUCUGCCGCCUCUCCUACUACCUGAGCGAGGCCUGCACCUACUGCACCAUCCUGCACAUCACGGCACUCACCGUGGAGCGCUACCUGGCCAUCUGCUUCCCGCUCAAGGCCAAGGUGGUGAUCACCAAGCGCCGCGUCAAGGCGGUGAUCGGGGCCCUGUGGGCCUUCGCCUUGCUCUCGGCCGGGCCCUUCUUCUUCCUGGUGGGCGUGGAGCAGCGGGACAACCAGACCGAUUUCAGCCGCGAGUGCCGGCUCACGCCACUGGCCACCGAGUCCGGCCUGCUGGGCAUCAUGUUGUGGGUCACCACCAGCUACUUCAUCCUGCCCGUCCUCUGCCUCAACGUGCUCUACGGCCUCAUUGGCAGAGCGCUGUGGAGGAGCAAGGUCCGGCCCCAGGGCCCCAAUGCGGCCCUCAGGGAGAGGGGGCACAAACAGACCAUCAAGAUCCUGGCUGUGGUGGUUCUGGCGUUUAUAAUUUGCUGGUUGCCAUUCCAUGUGGGCAGGAUCAUAUUUAUAAACACUCAGGAUACCAGCAUGAUGCUUUUCUCCCAGUACUUUAAUAUAUUCGCUUUGCAACUUUUCUAUCUGAGCGCAUCCAUCAACCCAAUCCUCUACAACCUCAUUUCAAAGAAAUACAGGGCAGCCGUCUACAAACUACUGCUCCCACACAGAUCUGGAGAAAGGGUUUUCAGUGCUACCCGAGAUACUGGUGGUUACACUGAGACCAGCACUAGCAUAAAAAAAGAGUAUGUAACCCCCUUCUGAGA